CAGGGCAAAGUUACCAUGUACCCCUGAACAAUGGUGCUCCAGAACGCAGAUGCCAUGGGGGUGCUAAGGCAGCCGGAAGCAUAUCCAUGUCCGACCUCUUUGGAGAAGGCUCAUUUGGAGGACAUCUGUACACCAAAAUGCUGCCGGUCACCAGAUAAGGAGGGAUCCCCGGCCCGGAGCAGCAUGGGAGGCGACUCACUGUCUUCAGAAGGUGGUUCUAGUCCUGGGGGGAACUCCAGCGACACAACUGAAGACGACGAGGCAAGCAGUACAGAGAGUGCCCAGAAAGGGUGCGAGAGUCCCUGCACAGAAAGAAACGGGUGCCCCGCAAAAUGGGAUCGCCCGCCACCGCCCCGUCAUCAAGCUCUGAGCAAGAUCUCAGCUCUUGAGAACCGGAUCAAGGAGCUGCAUCACCGGAAGAAAGAGAUGAACAUCGAGCAGAUGGACUUGGAAGGGGCCUUGCUGGAAGGAGAACUGAAAGGAGAGAGAGAGGAGCUGCGCCAGGAGGAGGAGCGGCUGGUGGAGCUGCAGAGGCGGCUGGUGGAGACAGAGCACAGGUGCCAAGCAGAGCGAGAGAAGGAGAAGGCGCGGCUGCAGGAGGAACGCCACAAGGUUGAGGAACUGCAGCGGCAGCACGCUGAGUCCCAGACGCAUCUCAACAACCAGCCCGAAUCCAUGAGGGAACGGAUGCAGAGCCAGCUCCAGGAGACAUCUGAGAUGCUGGAUGGAGCCCUGAGGAGCUAUGAGGACCUAGAGUUCCAGCAGCUGGAGAGGGACAGCCGUCUGGAGGAGGAGAAAGAAGCCGCCUGCCAGGCCUUGGCCCAGGAGAUCACGCAGCUUCAAAACAGCAUUAAUCAGAGGAAGAGGAAGGUGCAGAGAUUGGAAGGGCAGGCCCGUUUGACUCAGGAACAGAUGGUCGGCGAGAGCCAGCGAUUUGCCCAGGAGAAGGGAGAGGCCGUCAGGAGUCUCAAUGCGGAGAAAAACCGUCUAAUGGAUAUGGGCCCAGAGUAUUUGGAAGAGAGCGGGGGUGACUCUCCGGACAACCAGCAAUCUCUCACUCAGCUCACUUUUACCCAAAAGACAGAUCGGAAGGUCAUUGUGUUGGGUUCCGACCAGUCUGACUCGUCCUCCUGUGUCUUCUCCGUCCGCAGCUCUGUCAAGGGCUCAAUCGGACUGCAGAGAACCGGGAGUCUGCCACGGAGGCGUGGGGAUCGCCUCCCCACCAGGACGGCACAGCGCCCCAUCUCACUCCACGGUGCCCUGGACCCCAGCAUGCUAGCAGUGCAGCUCUCUGGAGGAGGCAAUGGAUCCUACUUGAGCAGCACAGGCCUGCAGUACUCACGUCUCAACAACCCCCUCUUCCAGCUGUUGGGUGGCCAAGGAGCCGUGGGCCAGCUGGGAGGGACCACGCAAGGAGCUUACAACCUGGGAAAUAGCGUCACCACGCUGGCUGAGAUGGAAAGGAAGGUGCGGGAAGCCAUGGCAGAGCGGGAACGGCUACUGCAGGAAAGGGAAGCCAAGAGAGCCGCCGAGGAGGCCAGACGCAUGGAGCUGCCCACGUCGACCAAGAUUCCCGACCCCGUGGAGAUCCGGGAGCUGAAGCCAGCUGCGUUCGACCUGCGCAAACACCUGGAGGCAUCGGGGCAUAGUGUGGAUACCUGCCCGCAGGUGCGGGUAACCAGCAAGGCCUGCAAAGGUUACCUGGUCAAGAUGGGUGGCAGGAUCAAGACCUGGAAAAAGCGCUGGUUCACCUUUGACCGCCAGAAGCGUGUCCUGGCAUACUAUGCAGACAAAGAAGAGACCAAGCUCAAAGGUGUGAUUUACUUCCAAGCUAUUGAAGAGGUCUAUUACGAUCAUCUCCGCAGUGCCUUCAAGAGCCCCAACCCCAAGCUGACCUUCUGCGUCAAGACAUAUGACCGUCUCUUCUGUAUGGUGGCACCCAGUCCCGAGGCCAUGCGCAUAUGGAUAGACGCGAUCGUUACGGCAGCAGAGGAGAAUGCUCGCUACUAAUGGACGCGAUCUUCCCAGGACUCGACUCUGCACAUUUGACCUCUGCACUUUGACCUCCAGUCCCAAGGUGCUUCCUGGUGUGACUUGUGACUCCUCCCCAAAGGGGAGUUUGACAGCACAGUAGCCAGUGGGAAAGGCUGUUUAUUUUUAUUUUUGGAAGCCCACAGUUCGUCCAAUUGUUGGAUCAAAAGGAUGGGAUCUAAGUACCCAGUGGGCCCCAUCAUAGAGUUGUUGGCACCUUUAAAUCCACUGCCUGAAGAUCAUAAUUUUUAAAGCAAAACAAAACUGGAUCAAUUAAAAAAAUGUAGUUUCUGACGGCUAUCAGGAAAGGAUUGUGUCUCAGCUGACGGACGUCGGUGCGAAUUGCCGUCAGUGUUAUGAAAUCAAAUUCCGCUGAAUUCAAACCAACACCUCUGGGGCAAUCCCUGGUUAGAUAUCAUCUGCUGAAGAAGCGAGAGACUUUGGAGAGAAGAGACUUGGUGUGAAUUUUAACUGGUGACUUGGCCAGAACUUCCACGGAGUGGAAAAGAUGCUAUUGUCCUGUCCAGUGGGAAUCUACCUUCAUGAACAAAGGGAAGAUAAGACUUGCUCUAACACGAGGUCAGAUUUGGCCUUGGUUCUAACUGUUCAAAGCAGCCCUGAUUCCCACAAUCCCUUGCACUUAGACUUCUGUAACAAUUCAAGGUUUUCUUCCCACAAUGCCUUGCCCCAGUGCCUUAACAUGGAUUUGUUUGGAACACAGAAGAUGUUCCUACAGUACAGGGAACUCUGGUGGGAACUGCCGUACCUUGAAAACAGGAUGGUAAGAACAGGCCCACGGCUGUACAGCACUCGUAUUUAUUGUAUGCUUUGGGACUCUUCUGAAAACAUGGGGCACUGUUUCAAGGGAACUGUGUAUAAACUUGUAGACUAUUUAUUAUAUAAACCUGUUAAGUGGAAACGGA
Molecule: messenger RNA, 2954 nt
Organism: Heteronotia binoei (common prickly gecko)
Lineage: Eukaryota; Metazoa; Chordata; Lepidosauria; Squamata; Gekkonidae
Gene: PHLDB3
Product: pleckstrin homology like domain family B member 3
Exons: 15
Coding region: 31-2010 (659 amino acids)
Source: RefSeq, a predicted model, not a curated record